AUGGCCGCCGCUGCUGUUCUGAAGGCCAGGGACGACAUUCGUCAGCCGGUCGAAGCAAUCGCUCCGACGCCUCGUCGCCGCGCCGACGCCGCAGACUGGGCGCCUCUCUCUCGACGCACGCUCUCAGCCCAGCUUACUCACCUCCCCGCCGUUUCCGAACACUCGACCUCGAAGACCUCGCACCCGAACCCGACUCCGCUCCGCUCGUCAAUCGCUUUCUCCCUCUCGCGCCUGCUCUCGCCUACGACCUUCGCGGAGUAUAUCUCGAGCGCGGGCGGCUUCGAGACCUUCCAGGACUACCUCACCGCCUUCUCAUCGCCUUACCUCGCCUCGCUGCACCUCUGGCGGGACCUGCACCAGCUCCGUUGCCUUACUGCCGAAGCGAGCGCGGGCGCAAGGGGCGUGAGGGACGUUUUCUUGACGCCUGGAGCAGAGCGCGACGUCGACUUGGAGAACGUCGAGCUGAGGGCGGCAGUUCAGGGUCUGCGCAAGAUCAUCGACACACGGAACGCGGUCGACCAGACCAGUCAGAAGCUGCUGGAACGUCUGUAUGCCAGCGAGUUCGAAGCGUUCGUCAAGCACCGACUGCUCUCGCAUGCCAAGCAGCAUCUUGAGAAGCGCAAGCUAGGCGCGGACAACGUCCCUGGACUCGGCGAAUCCUUCGUCCUCUCCAACCCUCGCCUGCACGACUGCCCGAUCGUUCUCGCCUCGCCCGCCUUCUGCACCUUGACCGGCUACUCGCGCGAGGAGAUCGUCGGACGAAACUGCCGGUUCUUGCAGGGCGAGGCGACUGCGCCGACGGACGUCUCCGCCAUUCGGACUGCAAUUGCGGAGCACAAGCCCAUCACGCAACUCCUGCUGAACUACGACAAGGCCGGCAACCCUUUCUUCAACCUUCUCUGUAUCCUCCCUCUCUUCGAUCCGUCCGGCGAACUCGCCUACUUUGUCGGCGGCCAGACGAACAUUACCGGCGCACUCACCGCUUCCUCCGGUCUCUCCCUCCUCUCGUCGCGCAAGGACACCUUCGACGCCGACUCGAUCUCGCACCUCUCGCUUGAUGCUGCCGAGUCUGCUGAUGAAUGGCUUCCACCCGUCGACCUAUCGAAGUUCUCGCCGGGUGUUCAGAACGCCGGAGCGAGGCCUGCCCCGCCGACUCGGACAACGAGCGAAACCUCGACCGUCUCGGGCGACGCUACGCCGCCCCUCGAGCCCGCUUCCUCGCCUGCCUUGCCUUCCAAUACGGAAGGCGAAGCGGCCAAGUCGAGCAAGUCGAAGCCCUCGCUCUUCACGAGCCCGUCUUUGAGCCACGUCUUCAAGUUCGGCGGCAACAAGCAAGCACACAGGCGGUCGAGCAGCUUCAACGGUGCGAUCGACAACCACCAGAGCCCGAAGAUGACGCGCCGCAUCGACGAGUUUGCAACCACCUAUGAGAAGGUCUGCGUCUUCCGCGCGGAGGGCCGCGCUAUCCAGCACGUCUCGUCAGCCUUCCUGCGAUUCUGCGGUCUGCCCGCUUCGACGCCGGCCGAGAUGAACGACUCUCCCCUCCUCGGCCUCGACCUGCUCGACCUCGUCAAGGGCGACUCGACCAGCUCGACAACCGACCUGCGCAAGGCCAUCAAGCGGACUGUCGAGGAGGGCAAGCCGGCGAGCCUGGCUUGCGGCGUCAAGGUGCCCGUCAAGUCGGGGUCGAUGCCGACCGCUACGGGAGUCCUUCACCUCUCUCCUAUGCAAGAUUACACGGGCAAGGUGAUUGCCUACAUCGCGAUAUUCGCCUAG
This is a messenger RNA of Rhodotorula toruloides NP11, 1776 nucleotides long. Its product is annotated as PAS domain containing protein kinase. Gene Ontology annotation, cellular component: nucleus. NCBI's taxonomy places the organism in Eukaryota, Fungi, Basidiomycota, Microbotryomycetes, Sporidiobolales, Sporidiobolaceae. The transcript has 8 exons. The record is from RefSeq and is a predicted model, not a curated record. Bases 1 to 1776 code for a protein of 591 amino acids.